This is a messenger RNA of Heterotrigona itama, 511 nucleotides long. The record is from the annotation of a GenBank genome assembly. Lineage: Eukaryota; Metazoa; Arthropoda; Insecta; Hymenoptera; Apidae.
AUGUCUCAUCAUACGUUGACUUGUAUUACUUGCUUAUGUCUGAUUAUGCGAUCUAUAUUACUUGACUCCCAAAAAAAUGUUUCUGGAUGUCUAUUCCAGUUAGUCAAUGAUGUUACAAAUAAAACAAAUCGAAGUAGUGAAUCCAUGUAUAAUUUAUUAAAUUUGAUCAAACGUUGAUUUUCCUAAUCCGCUUGUUAGUUUGCCCGCGAUCGUUGCAAAUCCGCGCAGGGGUUCCCGAUCCCUCGCGCCAUCACACUCGAAUUCCCGCUGCGUGAACUCAAUUGUGAUGGGAUUCAGAGCCGGUGGGCAGCGUGAGACCGAAAUUCCCGACGAUCGACGACACCAGAGGAUUCCGUACGAUGAAAGACGGCUCGGUGACGUUGCUGUGCUUCGCCCAAGGGUUCCCUGUCCCGGUACACAAGUAAGUUGGCCGACCGAUUCGCGAACUGUCGACGCAGCAUUGGCCAAAGCGAGUGACCCGGAAGAUCACUCGCCGUUUUUGGUCCCUUGA